Messenger RNA from Medicago truncatula (barrel medic), 974 nucleotides. Its product is annotated as non-specific lipid transfer protein GPI-anchored 20. Gene Ontology annotation, molecular function: lipid binding. The record is from RefSeq and is a predicted model, not a curated record. NCBI's taxonomy places the organism in Eukaryota, Viridiplantae, Streptophyta, Magnoliopsida, Fabales, Fabaceae. The coding region runs from base 130 to 768 and encodes 212 amino acids. Gene Ontology annotation, biological process: lipid transport. The transcript has 4 exons.
UUAUUCAUCAUUCCCAACCAUCAAAUUCACAAACUCACUUUUCUACUUCACUCUUAAACACAACAAAUUAUCUUGACUAUUCAAAUUCCUAACACACCAACAAAUCAAAACUCUAUAAUAUAAACAGACAUGGAUCAUUUCGCGUCUCUCUACCGCCUAACUGUGGUAUUAGCUGUGGUUACGGCCAUGGCUGCACCGGCCUACGCUCAAAUCACGACGCCAUGUAACAUGUCAAUGAUCAGUAGUACCAUUAGCCCUUGCUUGAGUUUCCUCACAAAUAGUAGUGGCAAUGGAACCUCUCCCACUGCUGAUUGCUGCAAUGCAAUCAAGACCCUCACAAGUGGAAGCAAGGAUUGUAUGUGUCUUAUUGCCACUGGCAAUGUUCCUUUUGCAUUACCAAUCAAUAGAACCUUAGCUAUCUCUCUUCCUCGUGCUUGUAACUUGCCUGGUGUUCCACUUCAAUGCAAAACCUCAGGCUCACCACUUCCUGCUCCAGGACCGGCGUCUUUCGGGCCAUCUCUUUCCCCUGCAUCCACCCCAUCUCUUAGUCCUCAAGCUUCUUCUAUACUUCCCUCACCAGUGACACCUUCUCUGUCACCACAGCCUGAGACAACCAAUCCAUUAUCUCCAUCAGCGAACCCUGAUAUUCCAUCUGCAACGCCCGGAAGUGGCCGCUCUGAUCUGACUCCAUCAUCUGCUGGAUCAUCAUCUUAUAGUCUCCUAUUAUCUGUUUUGGUCAUGGGAUUUUCUAUUUUAAAACACUACUAGGUUGCUGUGUGUGACAUCCUCUAUUGAUUUUAAUGUAUCAAAUUAAUAGGUAGUUGCAAUAAUAUGUGUGGCUAUAUUGCAGGGAGGGUUUUGCUCAAAUUGUUUGGACCCAUAUUGGGGUGGUAUUGGUUUAUUCCUAAGGCACUUGUAUUGUUAUGUAUUAUGUGUGGAUUGAAAAUGAAUUAAUGUUGUUUUACUCUUAUUCA